Messenger RNA from Rhagoletis pomonella (apple maggot), 1261 nucleotides. RefSeq names its product vesicle transport protein SFT2C. Gene Ontology annotation, cellular component: membrane. The record is from RefSeq and is a predicted model, not a curated record. The transcript has 2 exons. Lineage: Eukaryota; Metazoa; Arthropoda; Insecta; Diptera; Tephritidae. Bases 77 to 688 code for a protein of 203 amino acids. Gene Ontology annotation, biological process: vesicle-mediated transport.
AUUUGUGUGAAUAGUUAAAAAUAAACAAAUUCGUGGCACUGUAAUCUGUGCCAAAGUUUUACAGAUCAAUACUAAAAUGGCGAACUUAAAGCAAGAUCUAGAUGAAUAUUUGUUGUUACAGAGCGACCAGAAGAAAAACUUCAGUGCCAAAAUACCACAAAUUAAGGUUCCGGAUUUAGGGAAACUAUUUACACGGUCCGAGCCAGCGGAACCCAGUAACAGUUGGUUACAAGAAACGGAAGACAGUUGUUGUCCUAAAUUGUCCCGUCUGCAACGUAUUGUUGGAUUUGUUGCUUGUUUGGGGCUAGGUGCGCUUUGCUUCAGUAUCUCUGUUUUCUACAUACCGGUGUUAAUACUAAAAGCCCAAAAAUUUGCGCUACUCUAUUCCCUAAGUAGCAUGUUUUUUAUACUAGGAUUUUGUUUUUUGUCGGGCUUUGGUGCCUUCAUCAAGACUGCUUUUUCGAAGCCGCGCUUGCUGGUGUCCUGUACAUACACCACCUCGUUGAUAGCAACGCUCUACUGCGCCUUAGUACAUAGCACAGCGUUAACGGUGCUCUUCGCUGUGGCGCAAAUAAUUGCCCUACUGUUUAUGAUCGUCAGCACUGUUCCGGGCGGAGCUUCUGGCAUCAAAUUUUUCGGAAAAAUGUUUAAGAGCACAGUAUCUUCAACAAGUACACUGCCGGUUUAAAUUGAUGAAAAUAAUAUAAGAUCGUAUUCACCAUUCCUUAAUUCGGUUAAUCUGACUCGCUUUUAUUAAAUUUCUGUGAAUUGUAAUUGGUUAAGAUUCGUGCACAUAUCUGGAUUUAAUUCAUUAUGGGUAUUUGUGUAAACGCGUAAAUGCCUCGUAUGCACGUAAACCUCGUAAAUAAACCAUACAAAAUAAGUGAGUUUACGAGGCGUUUACGAGUUUUUAAUGAAAUGCUCUAUUUUUUAUUAUUGAAAGUGACUUGUGAUACCGCAUUAAAAGGAGUUUGUAAAUGUUAGAAUAGUUAAUAUUUAUAACCUUGUUUUUCAGUUUAAUAUUCCGAUAAUACAUAUACAUAAGUCUAAUCUUCGAUUUCACCCAGAUACAAAGUUUUAUCACUUGAAGCAGAUAACAUCACUGGCUCUUUUGGAUGAAAAUCUACAUCAUUAACACUACCAUUGUGACCAGGCAAUUUGUAUAAUAUACGCCUGCUUGUUGUGUCCCAAAUGUAAACAUGGCGAUCAGCAGAACCAGCAGAUAUCUAGAAAAUAUAUUCUCUUUGCAUUUGUUUUAUAA